This is a messenger RNA of Polypterus senegalus (gray bichir), 2735 nucleotides long. Its product is annotated as zinc finger protein 2-like. Lineage: Eukaryota; Metazoa; Chordata; Cladistia; Polypteriformes; Polypteridae. Bases 251 to 2236 code for a protein of 661 amino acids. The transcript has 2 exons. Gene Ontology annotation, biological process: regulation of transcription by RNA polymerase II. Gene Ontology annotation, molecular function: DNA-binding transcription factor activity; RNA polymerase II cis-regulatory region sequence-specific DNA binding. The record is from RefSeq and is a predicted model, not a curated record.
AAGUGAACUUCCACCGCUCCAGAGAGCUCGGGGGCCUUUGAUCUUAGAGCUUGGCAUCGCCCAUUUUGAGGAUUAAAUGUUGAAGGGGGGAAGUGGCAUGUUAAAAAGCGGCAUCGUCAGUUCGCCUGCGGCAGUUUACUGUAGCGCCCCUCCGUGUGACUUAGAAGGAAGAAAAGGGUUUAUAGCGACCACCAGCUCCUAGACGGUUCAGUAAGCCGCCGUGGAGCUCCGUGUGCCGGCCUGCAGAGCCAUGGCUGAGAACAAAGCGGACCCAGGAGUCUCCGCCUGCGAUCUGAAACAUCAACUCGCCGCCAGGAUCGAAGAAACGGCCACAUCAGCUACGCACGCCGUCAUCAAUGAAAUGAACCGGCAGCUCCGUACUUUAGGUAUAAAAACAGAAGAAGAUGAAAAUGAAGAUUUGCACGGUGGGUGCGAUUUUGAAUGUCGCGUGUCCUUCGUGAUCGAGGAGGCGGUGAAAUCGGCGGCGGAGAUCAUCGUGCGCGAAUUCGCUGCCUUCGUGGGGAGUCUCUUCGAGGAGCUGCCCUACAGGUUACGCGAAUACGAAAAGGAAAUCCGAAGGAUGAGGCGACAGUUAGAAUCCUGUCGGUGUGAAUCACGGCCAGUGCAGAGGCACGGGGGGACCUCCGCGGACCGCAUACCCUUCUUUACUGCGAAUACGGCCACCGAGAGUGGGCUCGCACCCCGGCCAUGGGGGACAGACUCCGGCGAAUGCGUUGCUAAUGAAAACCGCUGCGGGCAGCAGAGUCCGGAAGAGGAGAAGAGUUAUUUGGUAGUCGCGCUGCGUUAUUUGCAGACACUGAGGAGUCUGUGUGAAGAAGGCAGAUGCACUGCACAUAACCUCUCCAAUGAGAACUCACAAUAUGACACAGGGAUGGAAAUUGUGAAGAUGGAAGAAUGUGCGAGCAUCCAAGAAACUCUACUCGCAGACACUUGCCACGAUGAAUGUGACUUUUCUAAAAAGACUACCUACCAAAAUCAAAUGACAAAUGGUGGUGUUGACCUACAAGAAGAAAUGGAGAAAAGCAAUGCACUUGGCAGGGACAAGUUUACUGGGCAGGUAACUGUUAAAAAUGAGGUGGAUGUGGACCAGGAUGGACCUUUCCAGGCAAAAGAAGAGAUCUUCGAUUUCAAUUCUGAAUUUAGCAUGGCUCAGAUUUCUCAAGAGUGCCUCCCUGGCGAUGUGCGCAUAAAGAAAGAACCGGUGGAAACAAGGGAGACCACCUACAUGGAAAACUGCCAAGCAAGUCUUGGUCAUGAAAUAUCUUUCACACAGAAUAAGCUCUUGGAAAGCAGCACUGAUAAUGACAAACCAGGGCGUGAGAGGACCUUUAAUGACAAUGCAGGUUUGAAACCCCAUUCCACACAUAAAUUACUUAGCUGCACAGAAUGUGGAAAGACGUUUAGCCGUCUAAACAAGCUUCUGACCCAUCAGAGGGUUCACACCGGGGAGAAACCAUUCAAGUGCAUUCAAUGUGGAAAAAGAUUUCAUGAUAUUAGAAUAUUAAAAGCACACCACAAAGUUCACACAGGGGAGAAGCCGUACACCUGUCCUGAAUGUGGAGAACGAUUCUCGGAAAGUGCAAACUUUAAAAGACACCAAAGGCUUCACACUGGAGAGAAACCAUACCACUGCCCAGAGUGUGGAAAAAGCUUUAACACAUCUACAGACUUAAAAGACCACCAAAGAAUUCACACUGGGGAGAAACCUUACAGCUGUACAGAAUGUGGGAAGUGUUUCCCUAAAAGUGGGGCUUUAAAUCGACACAAGAGGGUUCACACGGGAGAAAAACCCUACGGCUGUACUGACUGUGGCAAGAGCUUUGCCGAAAGUGGGGCGCUGAAAAAACACAGAAGAAUUCACACCAAAGAAAAGCCAUACAGCUGCACUGAAUGUGGGAAACGCUUUAGUGUAUCUGCCGAAUUGAAACCACAUCUGAGAACUCACACCGGAGAAAAGCCGUACGAGUGUACCGAAUGCGGGAAGUGCUUUAGUGUUUCUUCCAACUUGAAGUCACACUUGAGAAUCCACACUGGGGAGAAGCCGUACAGCUGUGCAGAAUGCGGGAAGAGCUUUAGUGCAUCGACCACAUUAAAAACGCACAACCGAAUUCACACUGGGGAAAGACCGUACAGUUGUACUGAAUGUGGCAAAAGCUUUGCCGAAAGUGGAGCCUUAAAAAGACACAGCAGAACUCACAUUGGAAAGAAGUUGUAGACGUUUGCUACAUUUAACUGGGAUGUUGGGGAUUGCUUAAGUUCUUCGUGUCAACCAAUGCUGAAUAACAAAUUCAUGUAAACACAUUAAAAGGGAUGGGUAAUUUAUUGUAAUAGAAUCACAAAUUUUUCAUAGUAGAUAAGACAGGUGUAGGGCAGGCUGAAUUGAUGAUGGUUGUGUAGACUCGAAAGGACCUGUUAUAUUAUAUUGUUCAUGGACUCUUAUCUUUAUUUUCUCUACUGUUUUCAUCUUUGUAAAGAUUAUAGCCUGAAAUAUUCUCUUGUAUGGAAUUUGCAUCAGUUUCUACUGGGGAAGGUUCAGCUCCAGAUUUCCAAGAUGGUUUACGUUGCAUUUACUCUGACAAAACCACUUGAGUCUACAAAGUGCUGUUUUCAUUGUGGGUGUAAAGAAUGUAAAUUUACAAUGAAAUACUAAAUGUCAAACAAGUUCACAAUGUUACUGUUCGUGUGCUUAAAUUAUUUAAUUUUUUAGAAUGAUA